Messenger RNA from Lutra lutra (Eurasian river otter), 2263 nucleotides. It is a transcript of the gene CYLC2, whose product is annotated as cylicin 2. Gene Ontology annotation, cellular component: nucleus. Lineage: Eukaryota; Metazoa; Chordata; Mammalia; Carnivora; Mustelidae. Gene Ontology annotation, molecular function: structural constituent of cytoskeleton. The record is from RefSeq and is a predicted model, not a curated record. The coding region runs from base 45 to 1949 and encodes 634 amino acids. The transcript has 4 exons.
UGAACUUACAGGGCUUAAGUCCUGGCAAAUCAUAGGUGGGGGAAAUGUCUGUACCAAGAUUCCAAAAAAUAAACUUUGGAACAUAUGAUAACUACAUUCCAGUCAGUGAAUUAAGCAAAAAAUCAUGGAAUCAGCAACACUUUGCCCUGAGAUUUCCCAAACCACCAAGGCCAGGAAAAAAAAGAAGAUCAAAACCAUCCCAACUACGAGACAAUGCAGUUCCUAUAUAUGAUUCAGAAAAAAUAAAAGAAGUUUCUAAGCGACCAUUAUGGAUGCACAGUUCUUUAAUGAGAAUUUCUGAGAGACCAUCUGAUUAUUUAGCUGCCAGGAGGCAGCGUCCAUAUAAACCAACCCAUCAGCCAAAGGUAGCAGAUGUAGAAAAACCUGUAUAUCCAGAAACACCUAAGAAAGGUAAAGAAGACAAGCAAGAAGACAUGAAGGACAUACCAAAGUCAGAAACAGAACCCACAGCUUUAAAGGAGCCAAAAAUAACUAAGAAAGAGUCAAAGAAAGAUAAGGAAAUAGAAACAGGAACUAGAGAUGAAAAUGAUGUUGCAAAAGCAGAUGCCAAAAAAGAAAGAAAAGCUUCAAAGGAGGGCAAGGAGUCAGGUACAGAAUCUGAAGAUGAAAAGAAAGAUAUCAAGAAAGAGAAGAGAGCCUCAAAGAAGGACAAGGAGUCAGGUACAGAAUCUGAAGAUGAAAAGAAAGAUGCCAAGAAAGAGAAAAAAGCCUCAAAGAAGGAGAAGGAGUCAGGUACAGAAUCUGAAGCUGAACAGAAAGAUGCCAAGAAAGAGAAGAAAGCCCCAAAGAAGGUCAAGGAGUCAGGUACAGAAUCUGAAGAUGAAAAGAAAGAUGCCAAGAAAGAGAAAAAAGCCUCAAUUAAGGGUAAGGGGUCAGGUGCAGAAUCUGGAGAUGAAAAGAAAGAUGCUAAGAAAGAGAAAAAAGCAAAGGGCAAGGAGUCAGGUACAGAAUCUGAAGAUGAAAAGAAAGAUGCCAAGAAAGAGAAGAAAGCCCCAAAGAAGGUCAAGGAGUCAGGUACAGAAUCUGAAGAUGAAAAGAAAGAUGCCAAGAAAGAGAAGAAAGCCCCAAAGAAGGGCAAGGAGUCAGGUACAGAAUCUGAAGAUGAAAAGAAAGAUGCCAAGAAAGAGAAGAAAGCCCCAAAGAAGGGCAAGGAGUCAGGUACAGAAUCUGAAGAUGAAAAGAAAGAUUCCAAGAAAGAGAAGAAAGCAAAGGGCAAGGAGUCAGGUACAGAAUCUGAAGCUGAAAAGAAAGAUGACAAGAAAGAGAAGAAAGCCCCAAAGAAGGGCAAGGAGUCAGGUACAGAAUCUGAAGCUGAAAAGAAAGAUGACAAGAAAGAGAAGAAAGCCCCAAAGAAGGGCAAGGAGUCAGGUACAGAAUCUGAAGCUGAAAAGAAAGAUGCCAAGAAAGAGAAGAAAGCCUCAAUUAAGGGUAAGGGGUCAGGUGCAGAACCUGAAGCUGAAAAGAAAGAUGCCAAGAAAGAGAAGAAAGCCCCAAAGAAGGGCAAGGGGUCAGGUGCAGAAUCUGAAGAUGAAAAGAAAGAUGCCAAGAAAGAGAAGAGAGCCUCAAAGAAGGGCAAGGAGUCAGGUACAGAAUCUGAAGCUGAAAAGAAAGAUGCCAAGAAAGAUUUCAAGAAAGACAAGAAAGCUUCAAAGAAAGACAAAGGGUCUACAGAAUCUGAAGAUGCAAAGAAGGAUAAGGAUGGGAAAAAAGAUACAAAAAAAACAGGAGAGAAAGAUGACCAAUCGAAAGACAAGAAAGAUGCAAAGAAAAAGGGGAGUAAAAAAGGUAAGAAAGAUGAAAAGAAGGCCAGUGGGACAGAUACUGAAUCAAAGGAUGGUGCCAAAAAAGAUGCCAAGAAGGAUGCCAAGAAGGAUGCCAAGAAGGAUGCCAAGAAAGAUGUCAAGAAGGAUGCCAAGAAGGGCAAAUAAACCUUGAAUAAUAAUUCAAAAGCAUUUGAUAAACAAUUUUAGUAUCUGAAACUGAAUAUGAGUGACAAGGGAAUUCAAAUAAUUAAUCAAAUAAUUUUUUAAUGGGCAAAGAAUAAUAUAAAGCAAGACCCAGAAAAGCAUCAUAAAAUAUAAGAAAGAUAUGAAAAAUUAAAAGUGAUGAAUCAUUGAAGGACUUGGAGGAUACCUAUGCUAAGUUUGGGGAUAUGAAAGAUUCAAUGAAAGAUCCCUAGAAAGGUUCAAAGAAGAAUAUUCAAAUCAGGAUGUAGAAGUUAAUGACACUGGAUCUGUGGAUA